This is a messenger RNA of Bursaphelenchus okinawaensis, 2739 nucleotides long. The record is from the annotation of a GenBank genome assembly. Lineage: Eukaryota; Metazoa; Nematoda; Chromadorea; Rhabditida; Aphelenchoididae.
AUGGUGCUGGAAACGGCUUGGGAGAUAAUCAAAUUUGGAUAUGGACUGCCAUUUUGGUUCAUCUACCUUAAAGUAGUACAGAUAUUGCGCAAGCAUCAUGAUAGAGACUUUAACACCGUAUUUUACAGGAUUGUGUAUUAUACUGGCGUUAGCGUGAGUUUAAAAUUUUUUAUUCUUUUUUAAAAAAAUUUUUUAGGCAUAAUUAUAAGUUUAAGCCUAAAGUGAAGUUUUUAAACCUAAGGUUAUAUGUACAUAAAAGCUCAAUGCCACGCUUUUAGGCCUAAAGUUUAGUUUUUAAACUUACGUUUAAUUUGUUAAAAUUACACUGAGCUUUUUAAGCCUAAAGCAAGGUUUUGAAGCCUAAGGUUAUACACUAAAGCCGCCUGUCACAAUUUUGAUUCUAACGUUAAGAUUUUAAGCCAAGGCUAAGGUUUGUAAGCCUAAAGCUAUGUUUUUAAGUAUAAGCAUUGAAGCCGGCUGCCACAAUUUUAUGCUCAAAGCUAAUUUUUUAAGCCUAAACUGAAGUUUAUCAGCGUAAAGCUAAUUUGUUAAGCCUAACGUUAUGCAUUAAAGCAAAAUAUCAUAAGUUUAAGCCUAAAAUUGACUUUUUUUAAGCCUAGCCUAGAAUUUGUGAGCCUAAAGCGACGUUUUGAAUUUUAAGCUUAUGUGUUAAAACUGCGACAAAUUUAAAUCCCAAGUUUAUAAGCCUAAAGUCACGUUUUUAAGCCAAAACGUAGGUGUGUAAGCCUAAAGUUACGCUUUCAAGCUGAAAACAACGUUUUUAAGGCUAAACCCACGCCUUAAAAAGUUGUCCUUUUAUGAUUCAUAUUUACAGGACUGCAUCGGCUUCUGGGCCAAUACCUUAAUAAAUCACUGGAACACCACUCCUAUACUUACUGACCUCUACGCCACUUACAUGACCAAAGAAACAAGACUAAUUUCACCAUUAUAUAUGAUGACAUAUUAUACCUUAUACAUAUCAGAAUUUAGCGGGUUUUUGUUGGCUUUGAAUCGCCUUUCAGCACUGUGUUACCCUACCAAGUCGGAAAAGGUGGGUCGUUUACUACGGUUGAAUUGUCUCAAGUUUUUUUACAGUAAUCAGUAAUCAUAACCUUUAAAAAUAAAAGUUAAUUCAAUUAAAAAACUAAAUUUCAGUUCUGGCGUCAACAUUUCAACAAAAUCUUAUUCCUCUACAUUACCGUGCCUUUAAGCGUCUGUAUACAUUUAUUAUUCUACCCCAUAGAGCUCGAAUGCCCCAGCUACCGCAACUGCUAUUUUGAUGCGGUGGAAAUGUUCAAAUUACCGGUAAGUGCACAAACAUUAAUUUUCAUAUACACCAAUGCCAUUUUUAGCCAUUUUAGUGAUUAAAAACCAUCGCUUGAAUUAAAUUUGUCAGCUUGAAUUUACAUUAAAAUUAUAUUACACUUGAUGUGAAGUGACGUUUGGUGUUAAAAAAUAAUAUUUUUCAGAUAAAAAUAGCACUAAUGGGUAUUGUAAAUAGUAAAAGCUAUAUAGUAAUUGUCAGAUGGAUCCAUUAAUUCAUUCGCAUUAUCACUUUGACACAUUUUUGCAAAUGAAAAUGCGAAAAAAUUAAUACAUCCAUCUUUAAUAUCAGUAUAUCAGCAAUUCAACAGUCGAUCCAUUAAUUCAUUCGCACUCCCAAAAUUCGAAAAUUAUUAAAAAUGCGAAAGAAUUAAUGGAUCCACCUCUAAUAUUACUAGCUCUUCAUCAUAUCAAAUAUUUUACUGAUACUCAAAUUGACUUUUUCGUAUUUUAGGGAAGAAUGCGAGUACGAUCAGCGCUAUUCAGCAUCACCUGCUCAGUAUUAACCCUCAUUUUAAACUCAUUUUCUAUUUUUAUAUUGGCCGUCUAUCGAAAACAUGACAAAGAAAUGCAAGCUCAACGUAAACUACAACGUUAUACUGUUUGUGUUUUCAUUGUCAUAUUGGUUUUGAGUCUGGAACAGGUAGGUUAAAGGCUUAUAUUAUCCUAGUUUUUGCCUCAAAUUCAUAACCUAACUUAAUGUCUAACAUACGACAUUAUGUUAGGUUAGGAACGAGUGAUAUUAUAGGCCUUUUCAUCGGUCAGUGCCGUUACCUAACCUAAAGUAAUCUCCAAUAUACGGCAUUAUCAGGGACGCCGUUUGGGGGGAGGGGGGGGUUUCGGGGUGACUCCCCCCCCCCAGAGCCGAUCAGGUACCUGUACGUAAAAAAACGAAAAAAAAAUUUUUUUUGGGCCUCCACCCCCCCCCCUUCCCACAUAAAAACCGUAGCGACGUCCCUGGGCAUUACGUUAGGUUAGGAACGAAUGUUGCUCCAUUUUUUAAAAAUAUUGAUAUAUCUUUGCUCUUUCUAAUCUAACAUACUGUCUAAAACACGACAUUAUAUUAGACGAGAAAGGCCGUUUCGCUAUGUCAAACCUCAAUAUUGUCCUAAAAUCCCAAAUUUACCCAAAUUUCAGGUAGCCUAUGUCUACAAAGGCCUGACAGACACCAAAAACCCCUUCAUCGUGAUCUUUAUAAGCACCUACGCACAUCUCUACAAUGCAGCCUUACUAAUGUCAGGCGUACUGCUACUUUUUACAUCGACAAAGAUACGACGAUACUUUUUUCGACGCCAACCUCGAAUUAAAACCCUCAUUGUAGCUAUAUUCAAAGGCAAAAGUUCUGGAAAGCAAACAGUUGUUUGUGUUACUACAAUACCACAUUCAGCUAUAUCUAGGAUUCAGUCCAGUUACUGA